Molecule: messenger RNA, 769 nt
Organism: Klebsormidium nitens
Lineage: Eukaryota; Viridiplantae; Streptophyta; Klebsormidiophyceae; Klebsormidiales; Klebsormidiaceae
Source: the annotation of a GenBank genome assembly
GCUUCAGUUGCUUUUCAUUAUCCCAACAGCGGUAGGCCAAACUUGCAAAGCACCCCCAAUUGAGUACAACACGAGCUCAGCUCCUGUAAAGGACAAACUGAAUGUGCAUUUUGUGAUGCACAGCCAUGACGACGUUGGCUGGUUGAAGACCGUUGACCAGUACUUCUUAGGCACGAAUAGAGGGAUGGACCAGCAAAGUGGGGUGGGACAUGUGGACUGGACUUUAGACACAGUGGUCCAAAGCCUGGCGUUCAAUCCAGACCGCAAGUUUAUCCAAGUGGAACAGGCCUUCUUCCAAAUGUGGUGGCGACGCCAGACCCAGCGAACGCGCGCGCUCGUGCGGAGGCUGGUGGACGACGGCCAGCUGGAGUUUGUCAACGGCGGCUGGUGCAUGCACGACGAGGCGACCACUCACUUCGUCGACAUGAUUGAUCAGACCGCCCUGGGUCACCGCUACAUCAGAGAGCAGUUUGAGAAGUACCCCCGAGUCGGCUGGCAAAUCGACCCGUUUGGUCACUCAUCCGUUCAGGCAUCGCUUAUGACUGCGGAGAUGGGCUUUGAUGGCCUCUUCUUUGCCAGGGCUGACUACCAAGACAUUUACGAACGGCGGGCGAAUAAGAGCAUGGAAAUGGUCUGGCGCGCUUCUAAGUCCCUAGGAAAAACCGCGGAGACGUUUGCCGGCAUACUGCACGCCCACUAUAUGCCGCCCCCAACCUUCGACUUUGAAGACGUUGCCAGGACUCCCUCCAUCCAGACGACCCCUGUUUAG